This is a messenger RNA of Solenopsis invicta (red fire ant), 4477 nucleotides long. RefSeq names its product unconventional myosin-IXa (gene dachs). Gene Ontology annotation, cellular component: actin cytoskeleton; myosin complex; cytoplasm. Bases 1049 to 4477 code for a protein of 1142 amino acids. NCBI's taxonomy places the organism in Eukaryota, Metazoa, Arthropoda, Insecta, Hymenoptera, Formicidae. The record is from RefSeq and is a predicted model, not a curated record. Gene Ontology annotation, biological process: vesicle transport along actin filament; actin filament organization. Gene Ontology annotation, molecular function: ATP binding; actin filament binding; cytoskeletal motor activity. The transcript is spliced from 17 exons.
UACAUUUCAUUAUUACUUUCUAUUUCUUAAUUUUACUUGUAAGUACUUUGUUAUUUGUUAUUAUGUUCCAAUACUCAAAUAUUACUACAAUACUCAUUUUUAUCUAUUUUUACUCGAGUUUUUGAAAUGUACUAUUACGGAUUGUUGAGAAAUUACGGUUAAUUUGUAUUAAAAUUUAAAAUUUCGCGUUAAAUGUUGCUACACGAUGUCCAAUUCCCGUUUGAAGCUUCAUCGAGUAGAUCAGCAAGGCGCAUAAUAAACCGCGCAGUGAGUCGUGGAGGUCGAGAGAGCUGCUUAAGGUGAGUCUAGGGCUGCAGUCAUUUUUCUACAGCCUCGUGCAGAGCGGUCCAGUCGGAGACCAGUCCUCUCCUCUCUCUCUCCUCUUUACCUUCCACCUCCCUCCAACUCUACUCGGCAGAUAUCCUGGACCCCGGCAUGUCCGUGGUACCUUCCACCUAACUACCUGAGGACUAGGUAAGCUUCGCGGUUCCUUACGCGUUGGAGUUACGGCGAAGACGCUUUAGGAGAAAUAAGGCCCAGAAGGUGGGUCUCAGGCAACAAUGACGCCCAGUUGAACGCGACGACUCGGCACUCUCCGCAUGUCCAAUAGUGCAUAGGCCGUUUAACAAAGUUUACACUCGUAAAAUAUUGUGCCAAUGUCAAUGUAUUCAUCCAAAUUGAUCAAUAGUCUUUGUUUGUGGAUUUGCUUGUAGUGUUAUUUCUCUCUCGAAUCUUCCAGUGUUGAGAAUUUAACAUAAAGCGCAUUUAUUGGAAAUCUCUCAAACAUUUUAAUUCUUAAGCAUUAGUGUUUAAAACCUUCGAUAAAAUAAUAAGUAUUGUUUUAUAGUGCAAUGUGAUGUAAAUUUGAGUGUUUUCAACGUUGGAAAAUUUACGGUGAAAGAUGUGUGAGUGCGGUGACGAGUGCUCCGAGGACACGAAGACGCGGGAAUUCCGAGAUGUCCUAUCUCAUUAGACCCGCAAAAACGUUAUUAAAAAUCUAAGAAGUUUUAGAAAAAUUCUGGACGAGAUUAGGACUUGAACACCUGAAAUGGCUACCCUCGGUCUUUCCAAAGUCUUCAUAUUGGACAAAUAUUUUACUGAGCUACAGAAGUUCUGGGAGACCGAGAAGAAGCUACAAGAUGCUUCCUCAUCGAACGAAGCGGUGCACCUACAGCAGCGUUUGCGGAGCCUCAGCACGGAACUGGUGACCCUGAGGAACCGGCUGCACGUAAGCCAACCGACAAACGCAUCAGGGCCGACAGGCGGAACCUCCGGACCCCUAUCGAAGAGCCCGGAAAAAAGUGGCGGACCCGCUUCACCAGCACCCGCAGUACCCCCGAGAACCACUCUACCACCUAGUGGCACAGUACCUCAUGGAAUCGGUCAUCCCGCGGGUCACACUUUGACAGCUUCCGUGAUUGUUCAUCCGCAUGUCAAUCAUACCGGUGCGAACACGCUCAAUCAUAACUCAACCGCAUCAAAUAAUUUAAUAUCUGAUUUAGAUUCUUCAAAACGUCAUAAUGGAGUACCUGAUGAUAGAAUAGUGUCCUGUGUGACGGCGUUAGGAUGUCUUCGGUCACCGCCGAUCUCCAGUAUCAUUGCUGAUGUAAAAAAUGCAAAAAGUAAUCAAAAUCAACAUCGAUGUCUUCCAAAAGCUACGUCCUCGUCCGGCCCUGCGACUUCCACGGCCUUCGAUGACCUCAUUCAUCUACCUGGACCUCUUACAGAAGAUGCAGUACUUAAAUGUCUUCAAGCUCGCUUUUGCGCUAAGCAGUAUCAUACAAACGUGGGUCCUAUACUGGUUUGCAUAAAUCCUUACACAGACGUUGGAAAUCCAUUAACCUUGACGAGCACUAGAUCGGUACCAUUAGCACCUCAGCUGAACAAGGUCGUCCAGGAAGCCGUGAGACAACAAUCGGAGACCGGGUAUCCGCAGGCGAUUAUUCUUUCUGGGACGAGCGGUUCCGGAAAAACGUACGCUUCAAUGCUAUUACUUAGGCAACUCUUCGAUGUCGCCGGCGGCGGACCGGAAACGGACGCUUUUAAACACCUAGCAGCAGCCUUCACAGUCCUCAGAUCCUUGGGCUCAGCGAAAACCGCCACAAACUCGGAGAGUUCAAGGAUAGGCCACUUCAUCGAGGUGCAAGUGACGGAUGGUGCCUUAUACAGAACAAAAAUACAUUGUUACUUUUUAGACCAGACAAGGGUGAUCAGACCGUUGCCAGACGAAAAGAAUUACCAUAUAUUUUAUCAAAUGUUAGCUGGAUUGUCUCACGAUGAGCGAGUUAAAUUAAAUCUGGAAGGAUAUAAUCUGAAAAAUUUGAGGUAUCUUCAACAUGGCGACACGCGACAAGAUGAAGCUGAAGAUGCUAUUCGGUUUCAAGCGUGGAAAGCUUGUUUAGGUGUUUUAGGCAUUCCAUUUUUGGAUGUCGUAAGAGUGUUAGCAGCGGUGCUCAUCCUCGGAAACGUCGGUUUCACAGAUGGUCCUGGUGUGGAAGUGGGCGUAAUUGGUGAGAACGAAUUAUCCUCCGUAGCUACACUCCUGGGAGUUCCUCCACCAGCAUUGUUACGAGGGCUCACCUCGAGGACUCACAAUGCGCGCGGCCAGCUCGUUAAAUCUGUCUGCGAUGCCAACAUGUCUAAUAUGACCAGAGAUUCGCUGGCAAAAGCACUUUACUGCCGUACUGUAGCUACAAUAGUAAGACGAGCCAACAGCUUAAAGAGACUUGGUUCGACUCUCGGCACUCUUUCGUCAGAUUCCAAUGAAUCUGUUCAUAAUCAAGCAGACGUUACUAGCCAACACGCCUCUACCAUUGGAAGUUCAGCAGGGGGUACAGGAUCUAGAAGCAUGACUGCUCUGAAUAACGCUGUACGACACGCCACGGACGGUUUCAUCGGUAUCCUGGACAUGUUCGGGUUUGAGGAUCCUAAGCCGAGCCAGCUAGAGCACCUCUGCAUCAAUCUUUGCGCGGAGACGAUGCAGCACUUCUACAACACUCACAUAUUCAAGAGCUCCAUCGAGAGUUGCCGCGACGAAGGCAUCCGGUGCGAUGUCGAAGUUGACUAUGUCGACAACGUGCCAUGCAUUGAUCUCAUUUCUUCCUUGCGUACCGGAUUGCUAAGUAUGUUAGAUGUAGAAGGAUCUAUACACGGAACCGCGGAAAGUUACGUCGCCAAAGUGAAGGUGCAGCAUAAGCAAAAUCCUCGAUUAUUCGAACCUAGAACCGUCGACUGUAGAUCCUUCGGUAUUCAGCACUUCGCAGGAAGAGUCACCUACGACACUUCAGACUUUUUGGAUACAAAUAAGGAUGUUGUCCCUGAUGACUUGGUUGCGGUUUUCUACAAGCAUACUUGCAGUUUCGGCUUUGCUACUCACUUGUUUGGUAGUGAAUUGAAAGCAUUAUAUGCGAGCGAUACUGUGCCGAGAGGCGUCAGUUUCCGGAUAUCGCCAACUUCUCACACCGAUCUUUUAAACGGAGACGAGCCAAUAUCGACGUUGACACAGGACUUUCAUACGAGGUUAGAUAAUCUCUUGAGAACCCUUGUCCAUGCUAGACCGCACUUCGUCAGAUGCAUCCGUAGCAAUAGCACCGAGACGCCGAUGCACCUCGACAGGGGAGUUGCGAUGCGCCAGAUACGUUCAUUGCAGGUCCUGGAAACAGUAAACCUCAUGGCGGGAGGAUAUCCGCAUAGAAUGCGAUUUAAAGCCUUCAACACGAGAUAUAGGUUGAUUGCACCUUUCAAACAACUGCGUCGCGCCGAGGAACAAGCUGUCGAGGACACGAAAUUGAUUUUACAAAAUGCGCAGCAGCUAAAGAGUAAAUUUGGUGCCAGCACUAGUUGGGCUGUCGGUAAGCGGCAUAUUUUCCUCAGCGAAGGUAUCAGGCAGCAGCUCGAAAACUUGCGAGCGGAAACUCAAAGAAAAGCUGCUACAGCGAUACAGGCUACUUGGAAAGGAUGGUGUGUACGAAAAAGAUGGCCUUUGAGAAGGACAACCCUAGGAGUAACAUCUGGCAUUGGUCAGAAGAAACCUCAACAACCACCUACCGGAACCAAUACCGGAACCGUUCAGCGGAAUGUCACUGCUGGUGCAGGAACUGGAACUGGCACUCGUCCAAGACCACAGCCAAUUGCUGGCACACCUCCUCCCGAUCCUUCGGAGAAAUGCGCUGAUCAAAAGAUGAUCCAACAAACUUGUACACUUUUUGGAUUGGAUUUAGAACGGCCGCCACCUGUCCCUCCUAGUAGAUCCUAUACCGUGACCGGAAACACAAAACUUGGUUAUCCGCAAACCAGGAUUAUGAAAAUGCCUUUUCCAGAAGAGGGUGAAGGCGAAGUAGCCCUGUUAAAAGGAGAAACAGUUUUGGUUGUGGGUGCAUCACCUAGACGAGGCCAUCUUGUUGUAGAGCACAAUAAUACUACAUUACAUGUGCCGUAUCAAUUUAUGGAAUUGAAACCUUGUAAUAUUAAUGUUUAA